This is a messenger RNA of Saccoglossus kowalevskii, 771 nucleotides long. RefSeq lists its product as uncharacterized. Lineage: Eukaryota; Metazoa; Hemichordata; Enteropneusta; Harrimaniidae. The record is from RefSeq and is a predicted model, not a curated record.
AUGAAUACCACCGACCACCAGCAUCGGAUAAUACUAUGGGCUUAUCCUCGUUCGAUGUCAACUGUUACUGAGCUCUCUAUAGCAGCAUUAGGCAACCUGGAAAUAUUCCACGAACCCUAUGUAUCAGCAUAUUACAAUGGAAAACUACCACUUGAUUUGUUUAAAAAAUAUACAUAUGCUGAUGUGAAGGACAUGUUAGAGAAACCCUACCCUGGUAAAGAUGCAAUCUUCGCCAAAGACCUCGCUUACACAGUGGAUGGGGAUUACAGUCGGCUUCCACGUGAGUAUCAACACACUUUUCUAAUCAGAGAUCCGAGACAAUCAAUUCCAAGCUUUCACAAAGCAGCUAUUGAAAGCGGAUCCACGUUUACAGACAAAUGGUUGCCUUUUAGUGGUGGGGUCAAACAACUGUAUGAUCUGUUCGUGUACGUAACUGAAAUACUCGGACAGGAAGCCACCAUUAUUGAUGCAUACGAUCUGUGCAAUAAUCCGCGACAAAUACUACAAGAAUACUGCAAGAGGGUUGGAUUACAUUUUCAUGAAAAGAUGUUGAAAUGGGAACCAGGCAACAAUGGUCAUUGGCAAAAAUUCGGCAAGCAAUCUGUAAUCACAGACGGACUCGCGAGACAAGCUCUUAGGAGUACCGAGUUUUUACCAAUUUCGAAUACAAGUGUUGAUAUGGAGAAUAUUCCUGAUUAUGCAGUGGAACAAAUCAAGUUGGCAGUGCCUUACUAUAAACUAUUACAUGACAAAAGAAUCAGACCAACUUAA